Messenger RNA from Colias croceus (clouded yellow), 574 nucleotides. Its product is annotated as pupal cuticle protein C1B-like. The record is from RefSeq and is a predicted model, not a curated record. The transcript is spliced from 3 exons. The coding region runs from base 60 to 500 and encodes 146 amino acids. NCBI's taxonomy places the organism in Eukaryota, Metazoa, Arthropoda, Insecta, Lepidoptera, Pieridae.
UCAGUCAUACGACAUCCAUUGCUCUCUUUGUAUCCUCAAACUUUAACCAACACAACAAAAUGUUCAAGCUUUUCCUGUUCGCCUGCUUCCUCGCCGUAGCUGCCGCCAAACCCGGCGUGUACUACACGGCUCCCGUGGCCGCGGCCUACACCGCACCCGUAGCAGCCGCCUACACCGCGCCUGUGGCCUACUCCGCCUACCCCGCGUACUCCGCUUACACCGCUCCCGUCGCCGCUUACUCCGCUUACACAUACGCUUCCCCCUACUCUUACUACCUCCGCCGAUUCUUAUUCGCUUGCUUCCUGGCCGUCGCCGCCGCCAAGCCCGCCAUCGUGCCUGUGGCAUACACAGCAGCGUACACUGCUCCCGUGGCAGCCGCGUACACGGCUCCCGUCGCAGCGGCGUACACCGCUCCCGUUGCGUACUCAGCGUACACCGCACCUGUAGCCUACUCCGCCUACAGCUAUGCUUCCCCGUACGCCGCAUACUACCUUCGUUGAAAAUUUGUUGACUCAGUGCCUGCACGAUUGGAUUGAAAUUCCUAAACGGAUCAAUAAAAAUGGUUGAACAUUAA